CCGCGUUUGGCGCUCGGUCCGGUCGCGUCCGACACCCGGUGGGACACAGAAGGCAGUGGAGCCCCGGCGGCAGCGGCGGCGGCGCGCGGGGGCGACGCGCGGGAACAGCGCGAGCCGGCGCGCGGGACGAAGAAUAAUCAUGGGCCAGACUGGGAAGAAAUCUGAGAAGGGACCAGUUUGUUGGCGGAAGCGUGUAAAAUCAGAGUACAUGCGACUGAGACAGCUCAAGAGGUUCAGACGAGCUGAUGAAGUAAAGAGUAUGUUUAGUUCCAAUCGUCAGAAAAUUUUGGAAAGAACGGAAAUCUUAAACCAAGAAUGGAAACAGCGAAGGAUACAGCCUGUGCACAUCCUGACUUCUGUGAGCUCAUUGCGCGGGACUAGGGAGGCCAUUCACCUGCUCUUCCCUCUACGAUUUUCCAUAACACAGUUUUUACUUGGAACCAGCCUUCUGCCAAGAGUCUCAGUUUGGUUGUGUACUCCUACAACUACUAUUUUUGGCUUGACUUCCCUCUCCAGCUCCCAGUGGUCCAGCCACACAGUCGCCUAUUGUACCAGCUGGUUGAUUGUUCGGUGACCAGUGACUUGGAUUUUCCAACACAAGUCAUCCCAUUAAAGACUCUGAAUGCAGUUGCUUCAGUACCCAUAAUGUAUUCUUGGUCUCCCCUACAGCAGAAUUUUAUGGUGGAAGAUGAAACUGUUUUACAUAACAUUCCGUAUAUGGGAGAUGAAGUUUUAGACCAGGAUGGUACUUUCAUUGAAGAACUAAUAAAAAAUUAUGAUGGAAAAGUACACGGGGAUAGAGAAUGUGGGUUUAUAAAUGAUGAAAUUUUUGUGGAGUUGGUGAAUGCCCUUGGUCAAUAUAAUGAUGAUGACGAUGAUGAUGAUGGAGACGAUCCUGAAGAAAGAGAAGAAAAACAGAAAGAUCUGGAGGAUCACCGAGAUGAUAAAGAAAGCCGCCCACCUCGGAAAUUUCCUUCUGAUAAAAUUUUUGAAGCCAUUUCCUCAAUGUUUCCAGAUAAGGGUACAGCAGAAGAACUAAAGGAAAAAUAUAAAGAACUCACCGAACAGCAGCUCCCAGGCGCACUUCCUCCUGAAUGUACCCCCAACAUAGAUGGACCAAACGCUAAAUCUGUUCAGAGAGAGCAAAGCUUACACUCCUUUCAUACGCUUUUCUGUAGGCGAUGUUUUAAAUAUGACUGCUUCCUACAUCGUAAGUGCAAUUAUUCUUUUCAUGCAACACCCAACACUUACAAGCGGAAGAACACAGAAACAGCUCUAGACAACAAACCUUGUGGACCACAGUGUUACCAGCAUUUGGAGGGAGCAAAGGAGUUCGCUGCUGCUCUCACUGCUGAGCGGAUAAAGACCCCACCAAAACGCCCAGGAGGCCGCAGAAGAGGACGGCUUCCCAAUAACAGUAGCAGGCCCAGCACCCCCACCAUUAAUGUGCUGGAAUCAAAGGAUACAGACAGUGAUAGGGAAGCAGGGACUGAAACGGGGGGAGAGAACAAUGAUAAAGAAGAAGAAGAGAAGAAAGACGAAACUUCGAGCUCCUCUGAAGCAAAUUCUCGGUGUCAAACACCAAUAAAGAUGAAGCCAAAUAUUGAACCUCCUGAGAAUGUGGAGUGGAGUGGUGCUGAAGCCUCAAUGUUUAGAGUCCUCAUUGGCACUUACUAUGACAAUUUCUGUGCCAUUGCUAGGUUAAUUGGGACCAAGACAUGUAGACAGGUGUAUGAGUUUAGAGUCAAAGAAUCUAGCAUCAUAGCUCCAGCUCCUGCUGAGGAUGUGGACACUCCUCCAAGGAAAAAGAAGAGGAAACACCGGUUGUGGGCUGCACACUGCAGAAAGAUACAGCUGAAAAAGGACGGCUCCUCUAACCAUGUUUACAACUAUCAACCCUGUGAUCAUCCACGGCAGCCUUGUGACAGUUCGUGCCCUUGUGUGAUAGCACAAAAUUUUUGUGAAAAGUUUUGUCAAUGUAGUUCAGAGUGUCAAAACCGCUUUCCGGGAUGCCGCUGCAAAGCACAGUGCAACACCAAGCAGUGCCCGUGCUACCUGGCCGUCCGAGAGUGUGACCCUGACCUCUGUCUUACUUGUGGAGCCGCUGACCAUUGGGACAGUAAAAAUGUGUCCUGCAAGAACUGCAGUAUUCAGCGGGGCUCCAAAAAGCAUCUAUUGCUGGCACCAUCUGAUGUGGCAGGCUGGGGGAUUUUUAUCAAAGAUCCUGUGCAGAAAAAUGAAUUCAUCUCAGAAUACUGUGGAGAGAUUAUUUCUCAAGAUGAAGCUGACAGAAGAGGGAAAGUAUAUGAUAAAUACAUGUGCAGCUUUCUGUUCAACUUGAACAAUGAUUUUGUGGUGGAUGCAACCCGCAAGGGUAACAAAAUUCGUUUUGCAAAUCAUUCGGUAAAUCCAAACUGCUAUGCAAAAGUUAUGAUGGUUAACGGCGAUCACAGGAUAGGUAUUUUUGCCAAGAGAGCCAUCCAGACUGGUGAAGAGCUGUUUUUUGAUUACAGAUACAGCCAGGCUGAUGCCCUGAAGUAUGUCGGCAUCGAAAGAGAAAUGGAAAUCCCUUGACAUCUGCUACCUCCUCCCCCUCCUCUCUGAAACAGCUGCCUUAGCUUCAGGAACCUCGAGUACUGUGGGCAAUUUAGAAAAAGAAAAUGCAGUUUGAAAUUCUGAAUUUGCAAAGUACUGUAAGAAUAAUUUAUAGUAAUGAGUUUAAAAAUCAACUUUUUAUUGCCUUCUCACCAGCUGCAAAGUGUUUUGUACCAGUGAAUUUUUGCAAUAAUGCAGUAUGGUACAUUUUUCAACUUUGAAUAAAGAAUACUUGAACUUGUC
This is a messenger RNA of Chlorocebus sabaeus (green monkey), 2838 nucleotides long. The record is from RefSeq and is a predicted model, not a curated record. NCBI's taxonomy places the organism in Eukaryota, Metazoa, Chordata, Mammalia, Primates, Cercopithecidae.